Molecule: messenger RNA, 1185 nt
Organism: Mycotypha africana
Lineage: Eukaryota; Fungi; Mucoromycota; Mucoromycetes; Mucorales; Mycotyphaceae
Exons: 1
Coding region: 1-1185 (394 amino acids)
Cellular component (GO): intracellular anatomical structure
Molecular function (GO): NADP binding; NADPH dehydrogenase activity; FMN binding
Source: RefSeq, a predicted model, not a curated record
AUGAAGCCCGCUGGCCUUCCCGUCGAGCCUAAGGAUGCGGAACAUGUGAAACUCUUUAAGCCCUACAAAUCUGGUGGUAUUACUUUCCACAACCGUGUUGGUGUUUCCCCUAUGUGCAUGUAUGCAGCUGAGGAUGGUAUGAUGAACGAUUUUCACGUAAUGCAUUAUGGAUCUUUAGCUCUCAAGGGUCCUGGUUUGAUUAUCAUGGAAGCCUCCGGUGUUGUUCCUGAAGGCCGCAUUACUCCUCAAUGCGCUGGUUUGUGGAAGGAUGAACAAAUUGCUCCACUAAAGCGUGUCGUUGAUAUGAUCAAGUCUCAAGGCAGUAUUCCUGGCAUUCAAAUUGGCCAUGCUGGUCGUAAGGCAUCUUGCUCUCCCCCAUUUAAGGGUGAUUAUGUUGAAACCAAGGAAGCCGGCGGUUGGCCCAAUGACACUGUUGCUCCUUCUGAAAUUCCUUUCGCAGACCAUUAUCCCAAGCCUCAUGCUAUGACCAAGGAAGAAAUCAAGAAGACAGUUCAAGCUUUCGCUGAUGCUGCUGUUCGUGCUGACAAGGCUGGUAUUGAAGUGCUUGAGAUUCAUGCUGCUCAUGGUUAUUUGAUCUCCACUUUUUAUUCCGCUGCUUCUAAUAAGCGUACUGAUGAAUAUGGAGGUUCCUUCGAGAACAGAAUUCGUUUCCUUUUAGAAACCAUCGAGGCUAUUCGUGCUGUUUGGCCCAGAAGCAAGUCUUUAUGGGUUCGUAUCUCCUGCUCUGACUACACUAACCCCGAUAGCUUAGGCGAGUCUCCUGAAGGUUGGGAUAUUUAUCAGUCUGUCAAGUUGGCCAAGGAACUCAAGAAAUUAGGUGUCGAUGUUAUUGACUGUUCCAGUGGUGGUAUUAUUAAUAAUGUUAAGUAUCCCGUUGAAAAAAUGUAUCAAGUCAAGUUUGCUGAAAAAAUCAAGAGAGAAGCUGGUAUUGAUACCGCUGCUGUUGGCAUGAUCGUUGAAGGCGAAGAUGCUGAAGACAUUCUUCAGAAGGGUAAAGCUGAUUUCAUCUUGGUUGCUCGUGAAUUUUUAAGAAACAGCGCUUUCGUUUUGGAUGCUGCUCAGUCUUUGAAUGUGGAUAUUACAUGGCCUCAACAAUAUUCUUGGGCUGUCAAGAAAGCUCGUCGUCGUAAUACCGAAAAAGUUACUGACAAGCCUGCUGAAUAG